Anastrepha ludens (Mexican fruit fly) is the source of this 1299-nucleotide messenger RNA. RefSeq lists its product as uncharacterized. Lineage: Eukaryota; Metazoa; Arthropoda; Insecta; Diptera; Tephritidae. The transcript has a single exon. The coding region runs from base 1 to 1299 and encodes 432 amino acids. The record is from RefSeq and is a predicted model, not a curated record.
AUGAGUCUUGGUAGUCCAAGUGAACUGCCUGCUUACAGCGAUUUAGUCUCGUUUCUAGAAAAACGCAUUCUUGGAUUGGAAGCAGUGGGGGCAGCUGCCAAGAAUAAAUCGAAAGAUUUUUCACAAAAAUCACCACACAAUCAAGCUGUGCGAAGUCAUCAAACGAGCUUUGGCUCAUGCUGUUCGGGUAAGCAUACGCUCAUGUACUGCCCGGAUUUCCGCAAGAAAACAUCUUCAGCAAAAUUAGAUCUGGUUCAUAAGGCAAAACUUUGCAAAAAUUGUCUAAAACUAGGCCACACUCUUGACGAGUGCUCAUCUACUUAUACAUGCCAAAGGUGCAUGCAAAAACAUCAUACACUGUUGCAUGACAGUCUUUCUACGCAACCCAACAAGGUUGCUACUCAUCAUACGCGUUCCGAUUAUUUAAUACAGACACCAAACACAAAUGAUCUCACAUCUGUUCUGCUUGCAACUGCGGUUAUUGGAAUACGCUCUCCCACAGGGCAUGAACUCCAACUGCGGGCGCUUCUGGACAAUGGAUCACAGGCAUCUUUCAUCAGCGAGUUUGCAGUUCAACAACUACACCUUCGCAGAGCCCGUCUUCAAGUACCCAUCACCGGUAUAGGCGGCUGCCGUGUAGGUGAGUCUAAUGGCGUAGUUCAUUUCUCAUUACAUUCACUUACAGAACCCGAGUUCAACGUCGAUUGUUCGGCUCUGGUCCUGCCCCGCUUGGGACAUCUCAUGCCGUUAAAACGUGUCGAUCCAAAACCAUAUUCGGAAUUUCUCGAUCUGCCAUUAGCCGAUCCAAACUUCUUCGAACCAGGGUCUAUUGAUGUCAUCAUCGGCGCAGACCUCUACGGUCUCCUUUUGCGCAACGACAUCAAACGCUCUGCCAUCAACAAAGUUACCGCACAGAAUACUCACUUAGGAUGGGUAAUCUACGGGCGUCUGCCCCACACAUCUACACUACUCCGGGCCACCACGUUUUGCGCUACAGCCACUACUGAGCUCAACAAUUUGGUUCAGCAACUGUGGAAGUUCAAUGAAUGUGAGGACGUGGAAGGCUCAUCCUCAAUGACGCAAGACGAAAUUUACUGCGAGAAGCUAUUUGAGCGUACAGUGUGUCGCGAUCUUUCCGGGCGCUAUCACGUUCAAUAUCCCUUUAAGGAGUCCUGUGACCUUGCCGCUCUAUGCGAUUCUAAAUCAGAUGCCCUUCGACUAUUCGCAUACCAACAAGCGCGCCUUCAAAACAAUGCCACACGGAAUGAAAUGUAUACAGCGUUUAUGGCUGAGUACUGA